Molecule: messenger RNA, 2700 nt
Organism: Alligator sinensis (Chinese alligator)
Lineage: Eukaryota; Metazoa; Chordata; Crocodylia; Alligatoridae
Exons: 2
Coding region: 265-1074 (269 amino acids)
Source: RefSeq, a predicted model, not a curated record
GCCUGCUGCCUUUUGAGGCAAGUGUUGAGUUCAGUAGAGGCUUUGGGUUGUAAAGCUCUGAGGUGGUUUGAAAGCAGUUUUUCUAUAGACUGGUGGGAUGCUGGGAGCUGGUUACUAAGAUACUCCUGACGGAGCAGGAUUUGGGCUUCUUGCCCAACUACCACUUCCUCAGAAGGAGAAGGGGAAAAAAAAAAAAAAAAGACUGUCUGCUACUUGCAUUAUAGGAGAGGUUUUCUGUCUGAGUGGCUGCUAUAAACCCCAGGCAUGGGGAAUGAAGUUAGCCCAAAGAGGCUGUGUGCAUCAAGUGAGAAAUGUAAGGCUCAAGAGGCUGUAGAGGGAAGUGGGGAGAUGCUUCCUACUGCACAAAGCUCGCAAGAGGCUACAGCAUGGAUUGACCAGAGCUGGUCUUUCCCAGAAGAGGCUUUGCAAGACCCUGGCAGUGCUCUUACACCAGUAACACAGGAGGCAUUUGCACAGACCAUGGGGAAGACUGCAGUGGAUCAAUCCCCUCAUCGUCUGAGCCUCGGGCAAAGGCUACAAGUUUGGAUUGGCAAGGUACCACGAGCCAGGGAUGUGGUCCAGACUUCAGGUGAGGUGCUACAGGGAACAGAAGCCAAGCCUCCUACAAAGGUAAUGCAGGACAGUAAGCCUGCUCCCAAAAACGUGAGACAGCCUAGAGAAGCCCCAACUGCUGUAGAGAGUACAGAAGAUAUGGCCAAGCCUUGGCUUGUUGCAUACCCUGAUUCUGAGACUCCAGCUACUCCACUAGCUAAACAAGGGGUACAUGCUAGUGCACGGGCCACAGAUAAGGCUGAAACGGAUCUGACGGUUUCAGAGGUGACUGAGAUUUGGCAGUUGAGGUCUUCCCAGGCACCUUCUACCCCCAGCAAAGAACUGACUGAAAAUGCUGAGCAUCGUUCACAACCUGCAAACCCAGAAACUGAGACCCUAGUGGAAAGCCAGACCAGGCUGGAAGGCUACCUUGUUGUGUGCAAGAGACUGUACAACCUACUGCUGACACCAAGCCCACUCUGCAGAUGGCUCAAGAAAGCAAAGUCCAGCCCAAAGCAGUGACUACCCUUGUCCUAACCCCCUGACCGUACAACUUGCUCGUCUUAUGAGAUGGCAAUACGGAUCCUCCACUGAUCAUGCAAGAGACUCCAUGCUACUCAGCUGAAGCCCAGCCUGUUCCAUGUACAUGGCAGGAGGCUGGUACCCAAACAACUGAAGUUCACAAAGUUAAAUUAGGAAAGCCCAGUCUCCUGCAGAGAUGCACCUGACAGCACAAAAAGAAAUAAAGCUACUCCUGACUAGCAACUGAUUAGAGGAUUUCCUUCCAGAUCACGCAGCUCUGCCACUACCCAUUAAAGAAACAGGGCUGAGACUAGGAGACUGAGACUUUUUUUACAAAUCACUGAAGAAACUGACUCGACACAAGAAGCUGCAGCCCAGCCUGAAACAAGAACUGUACACGCAACCCUACAGGAUGCUGACUCCCAGUCUGCUCUACGGAUCCUAGAAAGCAUGAGUGCACUUCAGACAGUGGCCUGGUUCUCUUGGGAGAAAUCACUGAAAUCUGACUCUGAACUAAGCCUGUAAAACCUGUACCCCACUGUGAAGAUGACAUGAGACUGAAGCCACAUGCACUGUCACCAUAAUUGGGUUCUUCCUCUAGUGACACAGGAUCACAAUCGCUUUGAGUUCCAGCUACAGUCUCUGGCCUCUCUACCAGCAUGUAGAAGCAGAAGAGAAGACUCAAGUCUAGGCAGCCCUUGGCCCAUGGACCUGAGGGUAAAAUUGCUCCAAUGGAAGACCCCAGAUCUAGCAGUGCCUGCUUCAGAACAGUGGCAGAUUCUGCUUCUGUGGCUGUAACUCUGCCAGCUCCAGAGAAGGGACUUGUUCCAGCUGGUGGCUCUGACAUAACUGGAGCAAGGCCAGAGUGCGAUGUACCGGCUGAGUGCUACUGCUGGCCUGCAGCAUGUGGUGCUUUGCUAUCUAUUUCCUGGCCUUCAAUUGUAGCCAUGCUCAAAAUGUUGGCUGUUCCAUGAGAUGAGGGUGCAAUGCAGGUAGCAUGACUUCUGGGCAGAGGCUUGGUUGGGGGUGGGGAGAAAGGGGCAUCUCUAUUCAAUUGCAGGCUCAGGCAUGUCCAAACUUAGUGCAUUCUCUCUUGUACUAGUAUGGCCUGGCCAUUACUUUAUCUUUAAAAGCGCUCUUUUCUCCCAACAGUAAUGAUCUGAGGGCUUUCCAAGACAAGGAAGUAUGCACCAAGUGUGUGAGCGGGAGCUAGUGUGUACAGCUUCACUACACAAAUUAAUCUGAUAACUUUGCAUGUUAACACUUCUUCAUAAGCCCUUCUACAGGGCUGCCUAUUCCACUUCAGUGCACACUCAGCACUUCUAAAUUCCCGGAGUGCUCUGCCCUUCACAACACUCCCUGCCUCCUAGGCUCUUUGACUUGCCCGGGUCACCAACCCUGCCUGGCAAAAACAAAUCGGAUGAGUCUAUGACAUACCUUUUCUUUAAAAGCUAAGAGACUGCCUGCAUAUUCAGUGUUUGUCUUAACUCCAUGCUGACGCAGUCCUAGAAGGUGAAGCUGGUGGUGGAUGCUGGUGCUGGCAGACCUGGCAAUCUUUGUUGUUACUAGAGUUGUUUAAUUUUUAAUGUUUCAUAAUUCAAUAAAUGCUUGUCUACUAUUCCUGAA